GUGUUUGAUUGUAAGCAAUAGCAAUUGCCAUCGAUAUGCGAUUUUUAUGAGGUUUUUCUGUUCAGUGUUUAAGAAGCCGUCGUAGAAAAAGUCACCAUGUCCCUGGUAGCACAAGCAUUCGAAGCCAGCAAGAUCGUGCCGGAUGUCAUCCCGACACCGCCGAAAAGCAACAUCCAGCUGACCUACCCCAGCGGCGCCAUUGCCAGCCAGGGUAAUGAGCUGACCCCCACUCAAGUGAAGGAACAGCCCACCGUCACCUUCGAGGCUGACCCCAACGCUUACUACACUCUGGUGUUCACCGACCCAGACAACUACGACGGCUCAGAGCCAGUGUACCGCGAGUGGCACCACUGGCUGGUGGGCAACAUCCCCGGCGCUGACGUCACCAGGGGCGAGGUCCUCUCCGGAUACAUCGGCUCCGGCCCGCCAGAGGGCACUGGCAUCCACAGAUACGUGUACAUCCUGUAUAAACAGCCCGGCAAGAUCAAUUUUGAUGAGAAGAGGCUGACUAACAAAUCCAUCGACGGCCGUGCCGCCUUCUCAACGAAGAAAUUCGCCGAGAAAUACAACUUAGGAGCGCCGGUAGCCGGCAACUUCUACCGCGCUCAGUUCGACGACUAUGUGCCGCUGUUGUACAAGAGUUUGGGCGUUUAAUGUUAAUGUUUGUUAAUAUUAUUGUUAAUUGUAAAUAUAUGCUUGUUGUUUA
Messenger RNA from Trichoplusia ni (cabbage looper), 706 nucleotides. Its product is annotated as protein D3-like. NCBI's taxonomy places the organism in Eukaryota, Metazoa, Arthropoda, Insecta, Lepidoptera, Noctuidae. The coding region runs from base 97 to 654 and encodes 185 amino acids. The transcript has 5 exons. The record is from RefSeq and is a predicted model, not a curated record.